Messenger RNA from Pimephales promelas (fathead minnow), 5910 nucleotides. The record is from RefSeq and is a predicted model, not a curated record. Lineage: Eukaryota; Metazoa; Chordata; Actinopteri; Cypriniformes; Leuciscidae.
UUGCCAUAGUGUGAGUGUUCAUCCUGUGGCCACGGGGUGGCGUCUCUGAGAACCUGACAGUAUUUGGAUGGAAACUCCCUUAAAAUUCUCACCUGGAGCCUCUUGUGGAUUCACAGAGAGGAGUGUCUGAAAGCAGAGGAGAGCACAGUCCGCUUGGACUGUUCAAGACUCAUUGCUCUCUAAAGAACAAGAGUUUUUUUUAAGAAAACUGGAAUAAUGUGGAAAUGCCUCACCUGAACCUUCCAGACCAGAUUCAUAUGGACUGUCCGAUGUAAAGGAUUUUACAGCGCCGAACAAGGAAACUGAGGGAUCCAGAAGUUACAGGCCGCACGAUGUCUUCUGGCAGUGACUCCGUGGGGGAUCUGAUUCCCUCAGAUAUGCUGCAGGUGUUCAGUGAGAAACGGCAGGGGGGCAGAGAUAAACGGGGCAGGAGACGGAUAGGAUCCUUCAGCCGUGCGUUCAGGUGGUUGAAGAGCCAGCGCAGGAAAUCCCGCCGACACGCUGCAGAGAUACGUGGAGACCUGCUCGCCACUGGAUCACCUGUAGAACUUCCACAAUCCACACUUAAAACAGGCCCCAAAGAGGAAGUUGUAGGUGCCGUUUCUCUUCAGAAGUUCCAAGAAAAUGUGUUUGUGGAGGGUGAUCGGCCUAAAUAUGUGUUAGACCUGCACACAGAGGCCCAGCAGGGCCUAAAACAGCAGCAAGAGGAUGAUAGGAAUGGGACGGACUACCCUGAUGACCAAAGUAUGAUUUCAACAGUAACAGCACAGACUGAAGAAAGCAUGGCCUUCAGUGAACUGAGAGGCUUUGAAUCUGAGAGCACAGCUGCUGAUUCUGUUUCGAUGUGCUCCUCCAUGUCUUCACGAUCAACACGUUCAGGACUCAAACGCCAAGCCUCAACAUUUAGACCUUUGAAGCCGGAUAAGACUGCUGAGAGGACUAAGUCUCGUAGAAAGCACUUGAGAACUGUUGUAGGAAUUCCUCGUCACAUCCAGAGAGAACUGGGUUUGGACAGGGCAGAAUGGAUCACCACCAAUCCUCUUAAUAGCCAGCUGUCUAAUGGAGACAUGAUAAUACCCACCAUAUUUUCCACUGUGGAUGGUGCUUCUGCUAAUGUACAAGACCAUCUACAGGGCAAAGAGAAUCUGCACACAGUUAAGAAAGACAGCACAGAGGUUCCCGCACUGGCUAUACCCAAAGAUGACAUAAUCCAAAGGUCCUUAAAUCAUUAUGUAGAUCCAGAAAAGUUCGGAGCAGGCUCUCUAUUGGUUCCUUGGACAGAGAACCCAACCGGUGCAGUCAUGUCUAUCUCACCUCAGGCCACAUACAUGUCUAAAAUUAUUCCAAAUGCUGUCCUUCCACCGUCUGUGGAUGUUGUGGAACUCAGUCGCAGCCGAAGUCGCAGCAGUGUCCGAACCGUCAGCAAGAGCAGCCUAGUGCCAGCCAGCCCAGCGUCCACCCGUCCAUCCUCUAGAGCCUCUUCAAAUUAUUCCUCCACCCGUCCAUCCUCCAGAACCUCUUCAAAUUAUUACUCAGCCCGCUCAAACUAUUCUGGAUGGAGCAGCUCAGGAUCAUCAGAGACACUAGUUUCUGAUUCCUCCACCAUCUCCAGCAGUAGCACUCCCCGUGUGGCCAGCAGGGGAAGUCAGGUUGAGAACCCGGCUAGACCAGUCAAGCUGAACAACCAUGGUUCCCAUGCUCCCUUUAAAACUACUCAUGGAAAUGGGGACUCUACAGAAGAGCAGGACAGCAGAAAAACAGGAUCUGCUGAUGCUUUCACACGUAACUUAUCAGUGAUUAAACGGAGCAAGAUACCUCCAGCUCCUCCCAGCAGGUCAUACUCCUUACACGGGAAGCAGACCAAGAGAUCUGAAAAUCCUUACUACUUGGCUGAUGUCAGCACUCCAGAUGGAUCACCACACCCCACUGUAAAAAAACCCACUCCAGUUGAGCUAAAGACAUACAGAAAUAAUCUUCAAAAGUCUUCCAUUGGCGCACCCCAUUCAUACACUAAUGGCACCAGUAAACUUACUGAACUGAAUAAUAUCUUUCUGUCUGCAAGCUUAAUUAAUGGUAACAAAUGUUCCCCUGCUGUAAUGGCUCUCCGGUCUUUGUUUGACAUUCCUAACCAUCCCAAAGUACUGGCUCCCCCAGCUCCUCCUCCAGAGACCUGGGCUCACAACCAGCUUACUUUCAAACUGCUGUGUGGGCCUGGCCCAGUUAACUAUGCACGCUGGGCUAAAAAGAGAGGUCUUAAAAUUGUGGAUGAACCAGACAUGACCUCAUCAAAUGGUGACGCAGCAUCAGUUUUACAGGCAGUGGAGCUAAAAGCCAAAGUUAAAUCCUUAGCACCAGUCGCCAGUAUCACCCCGUCUCCAUCACCUCCCCCAGAACAUUACCCACCAAUGCCAAACAUCAGCCAAGCCAAACCUCCUCUGCCCCCUCCAGACUUUGUUCCUUCAACUCCUACGCUUGUUGCCAAAGCUAUAAAGGACUUAACUUCUUGGAUCCCUCCACCUCCUCUGUUUCCACCUCCGGCGCUUCCAGUAGGCACAGCUUCUGAAACUCCUGUUGCUGUGCCAAAUGAUACCGACUUCCCUCCGCCACCCCCACCAUUUUCGCCACGGUCUUUACUUAUAAUGCCUCAAAUACCACCAGAUGUUCCACCGCCACCACCACAAGUUCCACCGCCACCACCACAAGAAGUUCCACCGCCACCACCACAAAUUCCACCUGCACCACCACAAGUUCCACCGCCACCACCAAAAGAAGUUCCACCGCCACCACCACAAGUUCCACCACCACCACCACAAGUUUCACCGCCACCACCACAAGUUCCACCGCCACCACCACAAAUUCCACCUGCACCACCACAAGUUCCACCGCCACCACCACAAGUUCCACCACUACCACAAGUUCCACCACCACCACAAGUUCCACCACCACCACAAGAAGUUCCACCACCACCACCACAAGAAGUUUCACCGCCACCACCACAAGAAAUUCCACCUCCACCAACACCACCUUCUGAACCACAGAAAAUCCCACCCCCUCUGCAAGAAUCCCAAUCUUCAAUACCCAAUGUGUUAGUAGCAUUAUUUCCAACUUCUCAACAAAUCAAUGCUAUUCCACCUCCUCCUCCACUACCCACUGAUGUAAGAUCUCAACAAGUCACUGUUCCUCUUCCUCCUCCAAUACCUACUGAUGUAAAAAUGGAGGACAGACUAGAGACAACAGAAACAGUGAAACAGACAGGCAGUCCCUCACCGACCAAAGAGGAGACCUCCAGUCCAGUGGUCACCCAGUCUCUCUUGCAGAUGGUUCGUCUAAGGUCGGUAAAGUCCAAUCAGAGCCAGGCUGUAGAUCUCGAUAAACCAUCACAGCCCAAACCAAAAUCGGGAGUCAACCAAGAGGUGCCACCAAAACCAAUUAGACGGUCUUUGAUUAUGACAUCACUGCCUCCUGAUGUGGAAGCUCUGUCCGGCACAGAGCCCAAAACUGAAUCUGUCAAAGUGCAAACAAACACAACCACUGUACCAAAUACUCAGGAAGAGUCAACUGCACUAAAGACUAAAUCAAAUAAUAUUGUUAAAAACCCCGAAAACACAAGUCCAACCACCGAGCCAAGUAACACUUCAGCUUCUACUGAACCAGCAACUAAACAACCCUGUUCUGAACCAGAACUCAAACCCCAAACACUUAAGGAAGAGAUCCAAGUUACAACACCUGUCCCUGCUACCCUGCCGAACACAAUGGAAAGAAAGGACCAAUCAAUAAGUGAGCCAAAGACUCAAUUUCAGGCGCAAGAACUCAACAAGCCUCUGCAAAAUCCAGAGAAGCAAUCAAGCACCGUUGAAAUACCCUCAAAGCUGGAGGGUGAGCAGCCCAAACCCCAAACACCAAUACCCACUGUCUCUUCCACGCCUCCUGUAGUCUCUUUGCCCUCUUCCAUGCGUCUCCAGGAUGCUAUACGUUUGAAGGCUGCCACUAUGUCUCCAAAAGACAAGCAAGCCAAGCUCUUUGGUCAGCGCUCCCCUCUCCCAGUCAUGGCUGGUGGUACCACUGUACCCAACUCCCCUGCAUCUACAGCCAGCUUCAUCUUCUCCAAGAGCCCAAAGAAGGUCGUAAUAGAGACACCGUCAUCCUUAGAGGUUCAGGCUGACCUGAGGAAGACUCUGGUAGCAGAGUUGGCAUCUGUUUCCGAUUCAGCCAAGUCUAAUGACUCACACAAAACUGCUAACAAAGUUCCUCCACCUAUUUCUAAGAAACCCAACACUAGGGUUGAGAGUGUUGUUCAGAACUCUGCAGAGGCAGAGUCUGUUGCCAAGACUGAGCGUGUGCAAACAGAAACUGUACAAACUGCCGGACAGGAAGUACAGACAGAGAACUAUGAGAGAAAAACAAAUUAACAAACACAUACACAAAGGAUUUAACUCUAGAGUUUUUGCUUUUUCACAGAUAAACAAGGCUUUAGACCUUAGGCUCGAACUGCUUAAGCAAUUUUUAAAUAUAAAUACUUAAAAAGUCUUUAUGUACAGAUAGGCAUAUUGCACUUUUUGUACACUGGUAUAGUGUAACUGAUUCUCAUUCAUGGGAAACAUGUCACUGGUAUUUGGAAAUGAUAAAUAUUCUUAUUUUUAUUUAUGUGUCCUAAGUUCUAGACAGAAGCCAUGCUAACUUCUAGGACUGUAGAAAACAGCAGGAAAGCACCAUGAGAAUGAUGUUUGUAAAACAGAGUUUACCACCUAUACUCUAUAGUGGAAUUUUAGUGUUAUUGGUGAAUAUAAUUGCAUUACAAAAGAAAUGAAGGUAAAGAAUGUAAGAUAAAGAAUGAAAAGAAGCAAAGCAAAAAAAGAAGAAUGGUAAGUAGGGAGCAUUGACCAUGGAUUUUGGGGUGGGGAUGUGUGAUUGCUCUUUUUUUCCCCAUCUAUGAUGUUUGCUGUGUACUUUUUAUAAGUCUAUAUUUUACUUUAAAAACACCAAAUCAAUAUAUGUGAUUUUUAUAAAAUUAGCCCUCCCUGCCCCAAUUAUCCAUAAAUAGGAAUGGAGACAAGGAAUCUGAUCAAGUGUACGAGAAACAGAAUGAUAGAAGCAAAUGAAUUGAGUAUAGCUGUUUUCUCAUCAUUGUGACUGUGCAAGUAGGGCUAAGCUGGUGGUCACCACAUAAACAAGAGGUCUAAGGUGUAAAUCUCUGUUUAGUGAUAUCUAUUGUUUAAUUUGUUUUUAUUUUCAAAGAGAAGUUCAUUAGUUUACUCUAAGUUGAUGUAUAUUACAGUCUACACAGACCGUGCAAAUAAAAGGAAAUUAAUGUUUUUAAUAUAUGAUUUUUUUUCAUGCACUUUGCUUACUUUUUGAUUUGCUGUUCCUUUGAUUUCAGCAAGCUUUAUCUCCUUAUUAUGUUCUCUAUAAAGGAGAAAAUAAAUGUCUUAUUUACACAUACAAAACAUAUUAUCAAAGAUGAUAAUGUUUAUUAAUGUUUAAUGAUGUUUCAUCACAUGGCAAGAUUAAAGACUGUAAAGUUACUAAAGUAGAUACAUGGUGACUUCAAAUCUGGCCAUGUUUUUAACAGAUUAUACUUUUUUAUUUAAUAUAUCAGGCACUGCAAUAUUACAUUAAAAAUCAUUCAAAUGAAAUAAUACAUUAUGAAUGUUUUACUAUCACAUGAAUUUUGAGAACUUUGUAGUAGUCUUUAAAACACAGGUCAAUAUCACAAAUGGUGUCACAGGCAACAGUAAAGAUGUCACACAAGAUUCAGGUGUAGACAAGUCAAGGUUUAGAUAUCAUUUUCCUGCUACUGUUUAAUAUUUAUAGAGCGAUUAAAAGGGGGAUACGAUGUUGAUUUAUGAACAUAAUAAUUCAGAAUAACACUGAACAGAAGGACAGAAGUAAAUAAAAAGCAUUUUACAUUCA